UUGUUUUAUAUCAUUGUUAUUUUGGAUUUCGACACGUGAAAUUUAGAAUUUUUUUUCUUUUAGAACUAUUAAACUAUGGAUGCAGAUUUACCUUUUGCUGUUGAAUACGCUAAAAGUGGGAGAGCAUCAUGCAAGAAAUGCAAACAAAAUAUCGCGAAAGAUGCUCUACGCAUGGCUAUUAUGGUUCAAUCACAUAUGUAUGAUGGAAAAAUGCCACUAUGGCACCACUGGAAGUGCUUUUUUGAAAAAAAGAAUAAAUUACAGAGUAUUUCAGAAAUUGCAAAUUUUGAUAACCUUCGUUGGGAAGACCAAGAAAAGAUCAAGAAAAAAUUAGCUGGUGGUGGUGAUGUUGACGGUAGUGGUGAUAGUACUGCUGCUGGUAGUAGUACUGGAGGCAGCUCAAAAAAUUCUGAUUUUUCUGUCGAAUAUGCCAAAUCAGGUAAAUCAACAUGUAGAGGUUGUGGUGAAAAAAUUCCAAAGGGUGAAGUACGUAUAUCAGUAUUAGAUGAUAAUCCGGAGCACCAACGUUAUGGGCCUGCUCCUUUAUGGCGUCAUGUUGAUUGUUUUGUUAAAGACAAGCAGCAGUUAGGAUUUAAUGACUCUGCUGACAACUUGCCUGGAUUUAAUUCAUUGAAAGCUGAAGAUCAAAAAAUGGUGAAAGAAAAAGUUGGUUCCAAGGGAAUAAAAAGAAAAUCUGAAGAUGAUACUUCUACUACUGCAACAAAAGUAAAGAAAACUGAUCAGAAAGAAGGGAAAACUUUAAGCAAAGAGGAAAAGAUUUUAAAAGAACAAAAUCGACUACUUUUUGAUAUGAGAGACAAAAUUGCAAAAUCGUUUUCAAAGAAGGAUAUGAUAAGAUUAUUGGAACAUAAUGAACAGCAUAUUUCAGCUGGAGAACAAAGACUUUUAGAUCAUUUGGCUGAUUGUUUGGUAUUUGGAGCUCUUAAAAAGUGUCCAGAAUGCAAAAGUGAUGCUCCUCGUUUCAUGAACAACAAAUAUGUCUGUAAUGGAAAUUUAACUGAAUGGACAAAGUGUCAAUUUGAAACAAAAUAUCCUGAAAGAAAAAAAUUUGAUGUGCCUGAAGACUUUAAAGAUGAUUACCCAUUUUUAAAAGACUAUAAAUGUGUUGUGAAAGAAAGAAAAUUUCCUAAAGUUGAGGAUGCUAAUUCCAGCAAAAAAAAUUUGCCAUUAAGUGACUUUAAAAUCAGUUUGUUUGGAAAAUUUAAAACUCCACAAGAUGUUAUUCAAAAACAACUUGAACAACUAGGUGCUAAAAUACAAAAAAGUGUCAAUGGAUCUGUGAAUUUAUGUAUAAGUACACCAAAUGAACUUCAGUCUGAAUCCUCCAAAAUUGAGAAAGCUCGUUCAUUAGACAUUCACAUUGUCUCUUAUGGUUUUGUUGAUGCUGUGAAGAAAGGAUCACCAGUUGCUCAAUCAAUUAAGGAAAAUUUGUUAUCCACCUGGGGAGAAGAUCCAAUUCUAAAAUUUGGAAUAAAAAAGGAGCAUGGACAAACGAAGUCUGGAGUUGAAAAAGAUCAGCUUACUAAAAGUAUACCUCAAAAAGUGAAAGUUACUGUGAAAGGAGCUGCUGCAGUUGAUCCAGAGAGUGGACUUGAAGAUACUUGCCAUGUUUAUCAAAAGAAAGAUAAUGUGUAUAAUGUAGUUUUAGCUUAUGUUGAUAUGUCUAAAGGAACAAAUUCAUUUUAUAAACUUCAAAUCUUGGAAUCCAAUAAAGGGUCAAAGUAUUAUGUCUUCAGGCAGUGGGGAAGAGUUGGUACAACAAUAGGAGGCAAAAAAGUAGAAAAAUUUUCUAGUUCUGAAGAAGCAAUAUUUUCAUUUGAAGCAUUAUACCUUGAAAAGACUGGUAAUGAGUGGUGGGAUCGUAAAAACUUUGUUAAGAAGCCUGGAUGCAUGUAUCCAUUAGAUAUAGAUUAUGGGCAGGAAUGUGAGCAGAUUAAACAAGAAUUGAAACCUGGGGAAAACUCCAAGUUGCCUAAACCUGUUCAAGAAUUAAUUUGUUUAAUCUUUGAUAUUGAAGCAAUGAAAAAGGCUAUGGUUGAAUUUGAGAUUGAUUUAAAGAAAAUGCCCCUAGGAAAACUUUCUAAGAAGCAAAUGGAAAUGGCAUAUAAAGUUCUUGGAGAGGCUCAGCAAAUUCUUGUGACUGGAGCAAACAAUGCUAAAAUUACAGAUGCGUCAAAUCGAUUUUUUACAUUAAUACCUCAUGAUUUUGGGAUGAAAAAGCCACCUCUUCUUGACAAUGAAGAAAUUAUAAAAUCAAAAAUUGAAAUGUUGGACUCUCUCAUGGAGAUCGAAUUUGCUUACAACUUGCUCAAAGAAGAACAUAAUGAAUCCAAAGAUCCUGUUGAUGAGCAUUAUGAGAAAUUGAAAACUGAUAUUGAGCCUUUGCCUAAGGAUAGUAAAGAAUUUGACUUAGUUCAAACAUAUAUGAAAAACACACAUGCUCAAACUCAUGACAACUAUAAAUUGAAAAUUCAAGAAGUGUUUAAAAUCAAUAGGCAUGGUGAAAAGGAUAAGUAUAAGAAAUUUAAAGAUCUGCAUAAUAAGAAACUUUUGUGGCAUGGUUCGAGACUUACCAAUUAUGUGGGAAUUUUAUCACAAGGUCUUCGCAUUGCUCCCCCUGAAGCUCCAGUUACUGGUUACAUGUUUGGAAAAGGUGUCUACUUUGCUGAUAUGGUAUCCAAAAGUGCUAAUUACUGCUUUACUAGUAAGAAAAAUAAUACUGGCCUUUUGCUGUUGUGUGAGGUAGCUCUUGGAGACAUGUAUGAAAGAACCAAAGCAGAGUUUGUUGAAAAAUUGCCAAGCAAGAAGCACAGUACAUUAGGUAUGGGUAUGACAGUGCCUGAUCCAAAUGAGAAAACUUAUAUUGGAGAUGUAGAAAUACCAUACGGCAAACCCACCCAAAGGACAAAUAUUUCACGUAGUGAUCUUCUAUACAAUGAAUAUAUUGUGUAUGAUACUAAUCAAAUAAAUAUCAAAUACUUGUUGAAAGUGGAAUUCAAGUAUGUGCGAUAAUAGGUUCCUACAUCACACCAUAAUUUUGGACUUAAAAACUCUGCAGCUAGCUACGUGUACCUUUCUUUUUUAUUGUAACAAGGGCAUUUUGCUAUCUCCAGCUAUUUCACAGCUAGAAAUUGUUUUAUUGAUUUUACAUUGCAGUUUAUGUUUCAUAUAUUAAUAAAAUAAAAUGUGUAAA
Molecule: messenger RNA, 3214 nt
Organism: Argiope bruennichi
Lineage: Eukaryota; Metazoa; Arthropoda; Arachnida; Araneae; Araneidae
Gene: Parp1
Product: poly [ADP-ribose] polymerase 1-like
Exons: 25
Coding region: 76-3033 (985 amino acids)
Cellular component (GO): nucleus
Molecular function (GO): NAD binding; NAD+ poly-ADP-ribosyltransferase activity; DNA binding
Source: RefSeq, a predicted model, not a curated record